Molecule: messenger RNA, 2160 nt
Organism: Phymastichus coffea
Lineage: Eukaryota; Metazoa; Arthropoda; Insecta; Hymenoptera; Eulophidae
Product: myogenesis-regulating glycosidase-like
Exons: 7
Coding region: 115-2079 (654 amino acids)
Biological process (GO): carbohydrate metabolic process
Molecular function (GO): hydrolase activity, hydrolyzing O-glycosyl compounds
Source: RefSeq, a predicted model, not a curated record
AUUCGUAAUCACGGCGUCCAGUCGUGAUAACGCUUUUUUUGAGAGAAUUUUCACCUCUAUAUAACGGAUAGACGGGAAAAUAAUUGGCAGAAGUGAUCUUGCAGCGACAGAACAAUGAAGCUCUCUUCGGCACUCGUUACGAUAACGCUGUUGGCGACGGUCGCUCACUGCUUAGAGAACAGAGCGGGCAUCAGUAUCGUCAAAAAAAUUAAGGCUGCGAGCGUCGAAAUAAAGCUCAAUAGAAAUCGAGCUGAUUUGCUGAUCACGAGAAAUGACGGUGCAACAUUCGAACACCGAUUCAUCACGAAAAUAUCAAAGUCAACGAACAAGGACUCGUUGACAUUGGAUCCCAACUGCUCAAUUGAUACGACGUGCAUUGUAUCGAAGAACGUGACGUUAAUCAGAAUACGCACUGAUCCUGGCAGUGAAGUGAUUCGCAUUAAACGUUCAAUUGACGAUCCUGAGGCUCAGUUAUCGGAUUGCUACUUGUUGGCAGAAAACACAGAGUGGUUUGGAGGGCCCCAACUAAGGCAUCAGCGUUGGCCGAUCCAGCACAUGUACUACGACGAGGAAGUGUACGUGCCGACGCACCCGGAAAACAUGGCGUUGGCCGAGCGCUACUGGCUGUCGAGCAAAGGGAUCUAUGUGUUCGGUGACCCGCGGGAUCCGCUUUUCCUCGAUCAGAAUAACUUGCUGCAUCGACAUUUGUGCCUGGUUGCCAAAAACAAAGCACCCUACCAUUGGCGCAAAAUCGUCACGCUGAAUUACGAGAUCGGAGUGUUUCCGGAUCCGCGGCUCGCACACGAGCACGUGGUUAGGUCUCACUUUGGCAUGCCAACAGGUCAUCCCAAUGAAAGGAUGGUUACUCAUCCCAUCUGGUCUACCUGGGCGAGAUACAAGGCCGAUAUUAGCGAGGCGGUCGUGCGCCAGUUCGCCGACGAGAUUAUCAAGAACGGUUUCAAUAACAGCCAGUUGGAGAUCGAUGACAAUUGGGAGACGUGCUACGGUUCGGCGAGGUUCGAUCCCAAAAAGUUCCCCGACGUCAAGAAGCUGCUGGCUGAUUUGAAGGCCAAAAAGUUCCGUGUGACGCUUUGGAUACAUCCGUUCAUCAACGAGAAGUGCAACGACGGAGAGGCCUACGAUUACGCGCUCAAAAACAAUUAUUUCGUGAAGAGUUUGGACGGCAAGGUGCAUACCACUUGGUGGCAAGGUGGCAACGGAGCAGGAGCGAUCGACUUCAGCAAUCCGAAGGCCGUGGCAUGGUGGGUAGGUCGUUUGAAAAAGCUCGAGGCCCUCGGCAUCGACAGUUUCAAGUUCGACGCGGGCGAGGAGACGUUCCUGCCCCAGCCACCGAACCUCUCGGCCGUCGACGAGGUGCAACCAGCCGUCUAUACCUACAAUUACACGACCAACUUGGCCAAGCACUUUGACGACAACAUCGAGGCGCGCGUCGGCUGGCGCACCCAGCAACUACCCAUUUUCAUCAGAAUGAUCGACAAGGACACUCGCUGGUCCUUCAGCAAUGGUCUUCCCACUCUCAUUACCACGCUUCUGCAGAUGAAUCUUAACGGAUACGUUUUUGUGCUGCCUGACAUGAUCGGCGGCAAUGGCUAUGCCAAUGGGUCGCUCACCGAAACAGAGUUGCCCUCCAAAGAAAUGUUUAUAAGGUGGCUUCAGGCUAACGUGUUUAUGCCCGCGCUGCAGUAUUCAUUCGUACCUUGGGACUUUGAUGACGAGACGAUACGUAUUGCGAAGACCUUUACGGAUUUGCACGCCAAAAUAUCGCCGAUGAUCAUGGAGCUCAUGAAGAAGGCUGUGCAAACUGGAGCUCCGAUCAAUCCGCCGAUUUGGUGGGUCGAUCCCAAAAACGCGGAAGCGCACAAAAUCAACGACGAGUAUCUUCUUGGAGAGCAGAUAUUGGCUGCUCCGGUAAUCGAGGAAAAUGCACUGGAACGCGACGUCUUUCUGCCUGCUGGCAAAUGGCGCGACGGUAACACCCAAAAGGUUCAUCAGGGCCCGACCUGGUUGAGAAAUUAUCCAGCACCACUGCACGUAUUGCCGCAUUUCUUCAGAGUUUAGAAUGUUGUUCAACGCUCUAUCUAUUUUCAGUUUGUUAUCAAUAAAAGAAACUUGAGUGUUAUCUACGACAAACGAUAAAAA